Molecule: messenger RNA, 588 nt
Organism: Phycomyces blakesleeanus NRRL 1555(-)
Lineage: Eukaryota; Fungi; Mucoromycota; Mucoromycetes; Mucorales; Phycomycetaceae
Exons: 6
Coding region: 1-588 (195 amino acids)
Source: RefSeq, a predicted model, not a curated record
AUGCUUUACGAUAUUGUUUCAGACGCCAGGGAUUUUUCAAGUGAAGGUUUGAAUUUUGGUAUUUGCACACAAAUUCAGCCGCCGCCUUUUCAUUCUCACCGGAAACGAUUUUGUAAAUACUUUUCUACAAGUCACAGCAAAUUUAGCCAAUCAAAUGAGCAAUUUGCAAAAUAUCGACAAAACAAAUGCUUCGGUGCUUUUGCUACGGUGAGAGAACUAGGUACUUAUACUCGUGUAGCCCAGAGUGAGUGUAAUUAUUUAUUGCGCCUGAGCCUAUACUCUCGACUAGCAGAGUCUCAGGCAGUUUGCUUGAAUGGCACUGAUAUUAAUGGCUUUGAAUGCCCUGAUAUUACUGGCCUCUUUACUUUAAAAAAGCCGUUUGCUUAUUACACCUGUUCUUGGUGCAUAUCCAAGCUACCCCGGCUUCUGUUGUCACCCUUUAGGAAGGAUAUUGAGAAACAUGUUGGGUACUUUUGGUACAAAGGUGCAAGACGUGUGUUGUGUGUGGGUGCAAAAAAAAGUGACAAUGACAAUAGAAAUAACAAAAGGCGCUUUCUAUUUAGUUUGGCAAUUUACGGCCAAAGUUAA